GGGGCGGGGCGGGGGGGGUGGGGGAGGCAGGUGGGUGGUGGUAAGGGAGGCUCAGGUACCGAGCGGAGACCCCCAGGUGGAGAGGAGGGACCCCCAGGUGUGAAGGGGAAACCCUCAGGUGUGAGGGGGAGACACCCAGGUACCGAGGAGGAAUCCCCAGGUACCGGACGAGGAACCUCCAGGUGUGAAGGGGAGACACUCAGGUACCGAGGAGGGACCCUCAGGUACCGAGGAGAAACCCUCAGGUGUGAGGGGGAGACACCCAGGUACCGAGGAGGAACCCCCAGGUACCGAGGAGAAACCCUCAGGUGUGAGGGGGGAGACACCCAGGUACCGAGGAGGAAUCCCCAGGUAGCGAGGAGGGACCCUCAGGUGUGAAGGGAAGACCCUCAGGUACCGAGGAGGAACCCCCAGGUGUGAAUGGGAGACCCUCAGGUACCGAGGAGGAACCCCCAGGUAGCGAGGAGGGACCCUCAGGUGUGAGGGAGGAACCCUCAGGUACCGAGGAGAGACCCUCAGGUGUGAAGGGGAGACCCUCAGGUACCGAGGAGAGACCCUCAGGUGUGAAGGGGAGACCCUCAGGUACCGAGGAGGAACCCUCAGGUGUGAGGGGGAGACACCCAGGUACCGAGGAGGAAUCCCCAGGUAGCGAGGAGGGACCCCCAGGUACUGAGGAGAGACCCUCAGGUGUGAGGGAGGGACCCUCAGGUACCGAGGAGAGACCCUCAAGUGUGAAGGGGAGACCCUCAGGUGUGAGGGAGGGACCCUCAGGUACCGAGAAGACAUCUCCAGGUGGGAGGGGGACACAGUCAGGUACCGAGAAGGGACUCUCAGGUGUCAAGGAGAGACCCCCAGGUACCGAGGAGAGACCCCCAGGUGUGAGGGAGGGACCCCCAGGUGUGAGGGAGGGACCCCCAGGUGUGGAGUUGAGACCCUCAGGUGUGAGGGAGGGACCCCCAGGUGUGGAGUUGAGACCCUCAGGUACCAGGGAGGGACCCUCAGGUGUGAGGGAGAGAGGUGGAGAGGGGGGAGGUGAGUGUGCAACGGGGUCCAGGUGUGCAACGGGCUCCAGGUGUGCAAUGGGAUCCAGGUGUGCAAUGGGAUCUCAGUGUGCAACAGGAUCCAGGUGUGCAACAGGAUCCAGGUGUGCAAUGGGAUCCAGGUGUGCAAUGGGAUCUGGACUUAAGACUGUGAAAGGAUCCAGGUGUGCAAUGGGAUCCAGGUGUGCAACGGGAUCCAGGUAUAAAAUGGGAUCCAGGUGUGCAAUGGGAUCUGGACUUAAGACUGUGAAAGGAUCCAGGUGUGCAACAGGAUCCAGGUGUGCAACGGGAUCCAGGUGUGUAACAGGAUCUGGACUUAAGACUGUGAAAGGAUCCAGGUGUGCAACAGGAUCCAGGUGUGCAACAGGAUCCAGGUGUAAAAUGGGAUCCAGGUGUGAAAUGGGAUCUGAGCGUGCAACGGGAUCCGAGCGUGCAGUCGCACUCAAGUGUGCAGUGGGAUCCAGGUGUGCAACAGGAUCCAGGUGUGUAACAGGAUCCAGGUGUGUAACAGGAUCCAGGUGUGCAACAGGAUCCAGGUGUGCCAUGGGAUCUGGACUUAAGACUGUGAAAGGAUCCAGGUGUGCAACAGGAUCCAGGUGUGCAACAGGAUCCAGGUGUAAAAUGGGAUCCAGGUGUGAAAUGGGAUCUGAGCGUGCAACGGGAUCCGAGCGUGCAGUCGCACUCAAGUGUGCAGUGGGAUCCAGGUGUGCAACAGGAUCCAGGUGUGUAACAGGAUCCAGGUGUGUAACAGGAUCCAGGUGUGUAACAGGAUCCAGGUGUGCCAUGGGAUCUGGACUUAAGACUGUGAAAGGAUCCAGGUGUGCAACGGGAUCCAGGUGUAAAACGGGGUCCGAGCAUGCAAUGGGAUCCAGGUGUGCAACGGGAUCCGGGUGUGCAAAGGGAUCCAAGUGUGCAACGGGAUCUGGGUGUGCAACAGGAUCCAGGUGUGCAAGGCGAUCCCAGCGUGCAAUGGGUUCCAGGUGUGCCAUUGGAUCCAGGUGUUCAAGGGGAUCCGAGUGUGCAACGGGGUCUGAGUGUGCAAAAAGACCCAGGUGUGCAACGGGAUCCGAGUGUGCAACGGGGUCUGAGUGUGCAAAAAGACCCAGGUGUGCAACGGGAUCUGAGUGUGCAACGGGGUCUGAGUGUGCAAAAAGACACAGGUGUGCAACGGGGUCUGAGUGUGCAACGGGGUCUGAGUGUGCAACGGGACCCAGGUGUGCCACCGGAUCUGAGUGUGCAAAAGGACCCAGGUGUGCCACGGGGCCUGAGUGUGCAACGGGACCCGAGUGCACCCUGGGGCCCGGGUGUGCAAGGGGAUUUGGGCGUGCGAGGGGCCCCGGGCGUGCGAGGGGGCGCGGGCGUGCAAGGGAGCCUCGGGCGUGCGCUGAGUGUGCACCGGGACGUGGACAGCGGGCGCCGGGACGUGGACGUGGGCAUCCGGUGGGACAUGAGCGUGCAACGGGAGCUGAGUGUGCAACAGGAGAUGGAGCUGGGAGCCCGGCGGGAUCUGAGCGUGCAACGGGAGCUGAGCGUGCAGCGGAAGCUGAGCGUGCAACGGGAGCUGGAGGCGCAGAGGAGGGCUGAGUGUGCAACAGGAGCUGGGCGUGCAACGGGAGGUGGAGAUCCAGAGGAAGCUGAGCGUGCAACAGGAGCUGGGCGUGCAACGGCAGCUGGAGCUGGGCGUGCAAUGGGAGCCGGAGAUGAGCGUGCAAGCGGCGCGGUGGGACGUGGAGAUGGGCGUGCAACGGGAGCCGGGCGUGCAAGGACACGUGGGCGUGCAACGGGACGCGCCGCAGGACACGGACACGGGCGUGCCCUGGGAGCCGGGCGUGCAAGGGGAGCUCCUGGGCGUGAAGGGGAGCUCCCGGGCGUGCAACAGGCGGCGGAGGCGGGCGUGCAAGGGGAGGCGAUUGUGCAAGAGGCGGCGGUUGUGCAACGAGACGCGGAUGUAGCGCCGGAGCCGGGCGUGCAAGAGGCGCCGGGCGUGCAAGGGGAGGCGCAGCCGGGCGUGCGAGAGCCCCUGGGCGUGCAAGGGGAGGCGGGGGUGUGAGCGGGCGUGCAAAGGGAGGGGUGGGGUCCCGCCCCCCCGGGCCGGGCACGCGCGCGUGGGGGUGACGGCGGCCCCGGGCACGCGC
Molecule: messenger RNA, 3175 nt
Organism: Haemorhous mexicanus (house finch)
Lineage: Eukaryota; Metazoa; Chordata; Aves; Passeriformes; Fringillidae
Product: putative per-hexamer repeat protein 5
Exons: 2
Coding region: 1897-3090 (397 amino acids)
Source: RefSeq, a predicted model, not a curated record